This is a messenger RNA of Chaetomium strumarium, 1132 nucleotides long. RefSeq lists its product as uncharacterized. The coding region runs from base 61 to 837 and encodes 258 amino acids. The record is from RefSeq and is a predicted model, not a curated record. The transcript is spliced from 3 exons. Gene Ontology annotation, biological process: amino acid catabolic process; fatty acid beta-oxidation using acyl-CoA dehydrogenase. Gene Ontology annotation, cellular component: mitochondrion. Gene Ontology annotation, molecular function: electron transfer activity. Lineage: Eukaryota; Fungi; Ascomycota; Sordariomycetes; Sordariales; Chaetomiaceae.
CGGGGAACGGUUUCCUCUUCUACUCCUCCGUGACCUGCCAUUGAGCCCUAGAAUCUCGCCAUGUCAGCGCUACGGAUACUCGUGCCCGUCAAGCGGGUGAUUGACUAUGCGGUCAAACCGCGUGUCAACAAGGCGCAGACCGGCGUCGAGACCGCCGGUGUCAAGCACAGCAUGAACCCGUUCGACGAGCUCUCGGUCGAGGAGAGCGUGCGCAUCCGCGAGAAGAACAGGGCGCCCGGCGGCGUCGAAGACAUCUGCGUCCUGAGCGCCGGUCCCCCUAAGGCGCAGGAUAUCUUGCGCACGGCUAUGGCCAUGGGCGCCGACCGCGCCAUCCACGUCGAGGUGAAGGAGGGCGAGGAUCUGGAGCCCUUGGCGGUGGCCAAGCUGCUGAAGGCGGCCGCCGAGCAGCAGAAGAGCAACCUCGUCAUUCUUGGCAAGCAGAGCAUCGACGACGAUGCCAAUCAGACGGGCCAGAUGCUGGCAGGCCUUCUGGGGUGGCCGCAGGCGACGCAGGCAAGCCAGGUCGAGUUCGGCGAGGGCGACACCGUCAGCGUCACGCGCGAAGUGGACGGCGGUGUCGAGACGGUGCGCGCCAAGCUGCCCAUGGUAAUCACGACAGAUUUGCGCCUCAACGAGCCACGCUAUGCGAGCCUACCGAAUAUCAUGAAGGCGAAGAAGAAGCCUCUCGAGAAGAAGACGCUGGCCGACUUCGGGAUCUCGGCGGAGAAGAGGCUCAAGGUGCUCAAGGUUACGGAACCCCCAGCCAGGCAAGGAGGCGGCAAGGUCGAGGACGUGGAUGGGCUUAUAUCCAAGCUCAAGGAACUCGGUGCCAUUUAGACUAUUGUAUACAACCAACCAAUCGAACGUGUACCACAACCUAAGCAACGGAAGGCAGCCUAUGCUCUUCAAUAACCGUUGGUGAACUCGGCUGCUGUUGAGGCUACCGGUCCCGGGCGCCGACUUCGCGAGCUGCAAGACCCCUGGGUCCGUGGGAUCCGGAUAAUAGCGAGACGGUAAAGGAUGCGACCUCUGACGUCUAAGGUACAGUACCAGUCUCAAAAAUGCUGUUGGUACUGCACUCGAUGAGUAUGCGAGUGCAGGCAACCAUUCCGCCUGCUCGAAAGACAGAACA